Messenger RNA from Paecilomyces variotii, 1076 nucleotides. RefSeq names its product Ribonuclease/ribotoxin. Lineage: Eukaryota; Fungi; Ascomycota; Eurotiomycetes; Eurotiales; Thermoascaceae. The record is from RefSeq and is a predicted model, not a curated record. Gene Ontology annotation, molecular function: RNA binding; RNA nuclease activity. The transcript has 3 exons. Bases 457 to 924 code for a protein of 155 amino acids.
CAUUCAUCAGCCGAUGGCGCAGACAUAAAAUCAUAGUCUAGCCCCCCCCUCCCCUCAUCUAGAUCAUUCUCUCUCAUCCAAUUGAUUGAGAAUGUGUCUGGGUUGGUAGGGAUUUAGGACACCUUCAGGGAUACAUACUAUGGAGUUAUCUUCUAUCCAUUGCAGGGUUUGAUUGAUAGCGAUUCAGCUCCUAAGAGGAGGGAUUGAAAUGUGAUAUAGCAUCAUCAGACGGUAUGUCAACGCCAAUUAUCAGGCGUAGAUAUGGUCGAGCUAGGAUGGUAGUGUGAUAGGAAAUGACGUCGGUAAAUACCUAGAGGGAAUUAACUGGGCUUCUUGAGCUAUAAGAUAUGGGGUUUUUGUUCUGCUGAUAUUCUCGUUAUUCUUUUGCAUCGAGCAAUUCCUAGAACCAACCCCUUGACUUAAUUGAGUGAAGUUAUUGUAGUAUCUGCUACAAUCAUGUCUGCUGAGAUCUACUACCUGCCCUCGGGCUGCAACUGCGAUGGAACCGGCUACACUCGCACCGACAUCCAAAAUGCCGCCGAUAAAGCCCUCUUUCUAGCCUCUCAGCACCAAACUCUAGGUCGCGACAAAUAUCCUCAUGCCUACAACGACUACGAACAUUUCAGCUUCAAGCACGCUCAGAAGCCCUAUCUCGAAUUUCCCAUCGAGCGAAACGGAAAGACCUACGAUGGCGGUUCUCCUGGUGCCGACCGCGUCGUGAUCGGUAGUAUUGCCGAGGACUAUUCCAGCGCGGUCUUUUGCGCUGUUAUUACUCAUGAUGGGUCGACGAAUAAUGGAUUUACGGAAUGUCAGGAUGACACGAUGAAUGUGCGGGGUAAGGGCAAGUAUGAGCCCAGCGAGAGCGAGUACGACAAGAAGCAUCAUCAUCACCACCGGAAGCUGUUAGACAGAAUCGAUUUGUAAGGGUCGUGGGGAUGCUGGGGAAUUCGCUGUGAAAAUGACUUAUUACGGACUUUUAUGAACCUAGUCCGGAGGCUGAAGGAGCUCCAGAGUAACAGAAUAUAGGGGGCUAUGCACGUUGAACUAGAAUAAACUUGCAAAUUUAAGAUCAAUUA